Molecule: messenger RNA, 1282 nt
Organism: Trifolium pratense (red clover)
Lineage: Eukaryota; Viridiplantae; Streptophyta; Magnoliopsida; Fabales; Fabaceae
Exons: 1
Coding region: 179-1141 (320 amino acids)
Source: RefSeq, a predicted model, not a curated record
CCUAAAAAAAACAAAAACAAAAGUAAAGUUGUUUCUAUUUCUAUUCUAAUCCAUCUUCUUCCACAUCUUUCUUCUUCGGUCUCAAUUUUUCUUCCAAAUCUCAACAAUCCCAAUUUUCAAAUCCCUAAUUCCCAAUCUCAAAUCCAAUUCCCUUUUUCUCAUUCAACAACAAUCAAUCAUGGAUCUAGCUCCUGAAGAACUUCAAUUCCUCAACAUCCCUAACAUCUUAAGAGAAUCAAUUUCAAUCCCAAAAACUUCCCCUAAAACCUUCUACCUAAUUACCCUAACCCUAAUUUUUCCCCUUUCUUUCGCAAUUUUAGCUCAUUCUCUUUUCACACAUCCAUUAAUUUCUCAGCUUCAAUCCCCUUUCACUGAUCCUGCUCAAUCUGAACACGAUUGGACUCUUCUUCUCAUCAUUCAGUUUUUUUACCUAAUUUUUCUCUUUGCUUUUUCUCUCCUCUCCACCGCUGCCGUUGUUUUCACCGUCGCUUCACUUUACACCUCAAAGCCGGUGUCUUUUUCAUCUACUAUAUCUGCUAUACCAAAAGUUUUUAAGCGUUUAUUUAUUACUUUCUUAUGGGUCACUCUUCUUAUGAUUGUUUACAAUGUUGUGUUUGUUCUUAGUUUGGUUAUUAUGGUUAUAGCUCUUGAUAGUGAUAAUUCAUUUUUGUUGUUUUUAUCUGUUGUUGCUAUUCUCUUGUUGUUUCUCGUUGCUCAUGUUUAUAUUACUGCUUUGUGGCAUUUGGCUAGUGUUGUGUCUGUUCUUGAACCUAUUUAUGGUUUUGCUGCUAUGAAGAAGAGUUAUGAGUUGUUGAAGGGGAGGGUUAGGUAUGCUGCUGCUUUGGUUUGUGGGUAUUUGUUUAUUUGUGGGGUUAUUGGAGGGAUGUUUAGUGUGGUUGUGGUACAUGGUGGUGAUAGUUAUGGUGUGUUUUCUAGGAUUGUUAUUGGUGGAUUUUUGGUUGGUGUGCUUGUUAUUGUGAAUUUGGUCGGGUUAUUGGCGCAGAGUGUGUUUUACUAUGUUUGCAAGAGUUAUCAUCAUCAAGGGAUUGAUAAGAGUGCUUUGCAUGAUCAUCUUGGUGGCUAUCUUGGAGAAUAUGUGCCUCUUAAGAGUAGCAUUCAAAUGGAAAAUAUGGAUGUAUGAUUCUGGUUGGCGGACAAUUAACCCAAGUGGGUUUGAUUUGUAAGUUUGUUUUCUUUCUUUCUUAUCAUGUAAUGAUGAAAUUGUGUAAAAUGGUUCCGAAGGAAAGACUAAUGAUAGAUUGUAUGUUGGUUGAAUUUUCAA